Xenia sp. Carnegie-2017 is the source of this 1997-nucleotide messenger RNA. Its product is annotated as afadin- and alpha-actinin-binding protein B-like. Bases 127 to 1881 code for a protein of 584 amino acids. Lineage: Eukaryota; Metazoa; Cnidaria; Anthozoa; Malacalcyonacea; Xeniidae. The transcript has 15 exons. The record is from RefSeq and is a predicted model, not a curated record.
AUUUGUUUUGAAAUCUUCCAGACUAUUGUGAGCCCAACAUUAGAUGUUCUAUUAUUUUCUACGGUACAAAGUUCCAAAAAAAGAGUUCAAAGUUGUACCACAUCAUUAAUAUUGGAGACAUACAACAUGACUGGAAAAUCACCUGAUAUUUUUGAAAAAUACAUGUCCCAGACUCAGACAAGUCCAGAUACGGACGAGCAGUUUUAUGGAUCGUCAGAGAUAAGGCUUAAAAUUAAUGGCCAUGGUAGAUCCUUUUGUAACGAAGAUAACAUUGAUCAAUGCAUUACUUAUUUAGAUCAGGAAUUGGUCAUUGUUGGUUUUGCGUCACUGUAUAAGAAUUCUGACAAAAAGGAAUACAGCAUUGUUAAAAUUAUUAAUAAUUUAUAUGAACUUCUACUACUUCAAAUCAGAAAUAAUAAAAUUAAGGAUGAAAUGGAGAUUAGGCAACAAAGAUCUGAUUCUGAUAAUGAAUAUUUGGUUCAAAAUCAAACCCGACUCAAGAACGAACUGGAUUUGUUACAAAGAGAAAUUGCACAGCUGAAAUCAAAACAAAUAGAGUUAUCGAAAGUAAAAAAAUCAUUGGAUGAUGCUGUAAAAUCACAAAAGGAAGAAAUAAAGAAAAUGAAAGGAAAUCAACAAUAUUUAAGGAAACAAUUUGAACACGAUGUCAGGAAAAGUGAGAGAGAAAUGGUUAAGUUAAAGGAAAAAUUAGUGCAGACGCUUAACCAUCGAACUAAAGAUAAAUCAUUGGGCAUGGAUAUGUUGAAUUGCAUUCAAAGAACUGAUGGUAAACGCCGAACGUGGAAUACCACUAACAGACAGGACGAAGAUAUGUAUCGCUUAGUGGUGAGAAACUACGAAGAAAAACAAAAGGAACUCAUGGAAGAAAAUAAUGACUUACGAGAGUUAUUGCAACUCACUGAAAGGGAAUUAGUUCUUCUACUAAAUGAUCAUCAAGGGGAUGUUCUUACAGAAUCUGGGCACGAAAACGACAGUGAUAAUGACGUAAUAUCGAUAGGAAAUCACACAGAAGGACAUUACCAAAUGCCCUUUGAGCUUGUACGUGAAGGAAUCGCGAAAAGCAUUCACGAUAAAUGGUCCAGGUUAAAAGAGGAGAUGGAAAAUACUAAGAAAGAUGAUGCCGAGAUUAAUCAUGAAAAAUGUGAUGAUGUUGAUGUUCAUAAACUACAAAAUGAAUUAGAUCGGUAUAAAUACAUUGUUAUGCAACAGGAGGAGCAGAUACAGAAACUCCAGGAUAAUCUGAGCAGUGAAGUAAAGACAGACUUUAUGAAUGACUCUGCUGUUACUGCGCAGAAAGAUAAAAUUGAAAAGGAAAUGAAAUUAUUCAAGCAAGAAAAAAGUACAUUUGAUGAAGAAAGAAAGAGGUUCACAGAAGCCGCCAUUGAGUUAAGCCAAGAUAGAGAACGCUUCAAUGAAGAGAGAGCACUUUUCCUUAAGCAACAACUAUUGAGUUUGAGUCCAAGAAAUGACAGAAUUCAUGAUCCAAGGAAAGCUGGAAAGGACGAAGCAAGAUUACCAAAAUCUCGUACGCAGACUCCAGUGUUUUCUGUCCCUAAUCGAAAGAUGAACAAUAGUGAACACUCCGCCUCUUUCGACAGUACAUCGUGCUCCACACCAAAUACAGCCGAUCUCUACAGUGCUUUAAACUUGAAAACGAAAAGUGAACAUCUUGCUGAAGAAACACCUAGAGGAAUAUGGAAUCACGAUUCCCUGUCGAGCAGUCAAAACUCUUGCUCCAGUGAUCCCAAGAGUGAAAACCAUCUUUCGACUAAAAAUUUAAAAAGAAUUGGUGAACAUGCUAGGAAAAUAAAGAAAGCCCUUUUAGAACAGCAGAAUAAUGUACAAAGUCCAGACGUAUAAUAUAAAAAUACAUACAUAUUGACUGUAGGAUUUACAAAAAAAUUAUAUUAUUUAUAGUUUGUAAAAGUUUAGUAGAAUUUGGUAAUUGUAUAAACAGCAAUAUUGUUCAGCUCUCA